This is a messenger RNA of Dunckerocampus dactyliophorus (ringed pipefish), 1755 nucleotides long. RefSeq lists its product as uncharacterized. Bases 1 to 804 code for a protein of 267 amino acids. NCBI's taxonomy places the organism in Eukaryota, Metazoa, Chordata, Actinopteri, Syngnathiformes, Syngnathidae. The transcript has 3 exons. The record is from RefSeq and is a predicted model, not a curated record.
AUGUUUAGGAAGAUACAUCAUGUGUUCCGUCCUAAUCAUAAUGGACAAAAAGGGAGAGACAGUGGCAGCUGUGGAGGUCGAGGAGGAUUUGGGCAAGACUACCACAGUGCCUGCACAGUCAGACUGGUCCGCAGCACUUCCAUGCUGGUAUUGGGAGAGCGAUCCCAGUCGACGUUGAAACGGAGCAAAAGCACAGUGAGCAUCGAAUCAACCUUGUACUACUACCAGAGACAAGAAGACCGCAUAUGGCUCUACUCCCAAAACCGGAACUGCCUGGAGUAUCUGGAGGCACUGGUGGCACUGAGGCGACGUUACACCGAGAGUGUCUUGAAAAGUAGAGACAAUGCCAGGGCCUCAGCGCCCUCAAAGAAGAAAGCUGCACCUCCAGCUCCACACACACAACCGGCAUCAAACGUGACCCCCUCAGCCCCGCCUGUGCCCAAUGUGGAGGACACUUUGCAAUUUUUAGAUGAUGUGAUCGCAAGCUGUGACGGUGAAGCUCAGCGCAAACCUUACACGGAUAAUGGACACGCUGACGUGGACUUUAUAGUGGCCUCCAGCUCUGCAGAACACAACCUCCACUCCAACUGGGUCUUGCGGGUUCCACGGGGGGCGGAUGACCCUGACAGCAAGCAACAGGAGGAGGUUGUGUCCUGUGCCAAGGAAAAGGUCCUCAAUAAGAAGAACCAGAGCGGGUCCACCAGCAGCAGGUUGCGUCUGCAGAGGAACCCCAUCCAUUUGCCCAAAGUGGUGGAGAGCACCUUGCAGACGCUACGUUUCAAGGCCAAGUGGAAAAAGUCCUGAGGAUGACUUGAAACUGAAAAUUGGGUUGCUUUACACCUCUUGUCAUGAAGAAUUUCCUAAAGAAGUUAUUUUUCAAAAUGGACACCAGUCAGUGACAGCUAGUCUUUCAGUGCCGACAAUGAUUGAAGGCCAGGUGGUAUGGAAUGGUAUGGUAUGGUAUGGUAUGGCAUGGCAUGGCAUGGCAUGGCAUGGCAUGGCAUUGACACUUACAAUAUUUCACUUUCCGACAUUUGUCAUUUACAUUUUUUUCCACUUCCUGUAUGAAAGGAAAGAAUGGUGUAAAAAAAAUCAAGACGCAAAUAGGAGUUAAAAUAAUGACACUAUAAAACUUUUGCAGUAUUAAGGGAACAAAUCAAAUUUUAAAAAUGAUAAAUUGGGAAUAAAUUGUUAAUAAUAAAUAAGAAUACAUUUUAAUAAAACAUUAAAUAAAAUAUUGAGGUUGUUGACUUCAAAGCUGCCACAAGUCUUUUUGGGUUAUGUCUUAAUUUCCUUGUAGUCGUAUUAGUCGUAGUACUUUGGCUUCCUCCGGUCCUCUAUUUAACCUGAUGUACAAUUUUGUAAAUAAGCAUUAAAAUGAUAAAAAGUUCAACACCAUAGCUAUAAAAAAAAAACAACCCCCCCGAAAUAGAAAUAAAAGGUUCAAAAAAGGACUCAGUAAUAAGUACCUGCACCAUUCCUGUUUAAUCAGCUCAAAAAUUGGUUUGUUUCCAGAAGGCUAGUGGGAAUGUUGCUCCAGGUGGUGAAGAUGGCUUCACGCAGGGUAUCCACUGUCUGGAACUGAUGUCCAUUCUUGUAAACUUCCCUUGCCAUUAACCCCCAAGUGUUCUCAAUUGGAUUUUGAUCAGGCAAACACACACGAUUGUCCAAAAGAGUGAGGUUGUUCCUCUGGAAGAAGUCCUUUGUCUGGCCUGCAUUGUGAACUGCAGUGUUGUCCUGUUGAAAAAGCCAGUC